Mytilus californianus (California mussel) is the source of this 1662-nucleotide messenger RNA. RefSeq lists its product as uncharacterized. The record is from RefSeq and is a predicted model, not a curated record. NCBI's taxonomy places the organism in Eukaryota, Metazoa, Mollusca, Bivalvia, Mytilida, Mytilidae. The transcript is spliced from 2 exons. The coding region runs from base 303 to 1286 and encodes 327 amino acids.
CGUUGGACAGGACAAGACCUUCAAAUCAUUGAUGGUACUUCUUUAAAAUAUACGAUGUCCUCCAUUUGAAGCAUCUUUCAUUGAAAAGGAAAUAUGAGAAUUUAAAAAUCAGUUUGUUAUACAAACACGUUCGGAUCAAUAAAUAGCAUUGAUAUGAAUCUUAAUCGAAAGCCAAUAAAUUUUGUAAGGAUAUGUUUUGACAUAAGCUUGUUUUAUUAGUAGAAUAUAGUUUCACAUCACAGAAUGUUACUACCACUUAUCUGUUCCGAGAGAAAGCUUCAAACAGAAAUGGACCUUCAACCAUGGAAUUCAUUAUAUACACACUCUGCGUUAUUGGAUUUCUGAUAAUAAUGGGAUUAAGCCAUUUUGUUCGUUCUUACCGAAAACAAUCUUCAAUUAACAUACCAAGGGAAAAUGAAGGAGAAGGUAUAGGAAUGAGACAAGAAAGAGUUGAACCACCAUACAUUGAAAUAUACGAUGAAAUUGACGAGCACUUAAUGGGAGAGGACAAGAGUGACACCGCAGUAACACCACAAUUAAGGAAUAUCAAUGCAACUGUAUCAAAGGCUCGUACUGAUAAAACAACAAGUAGUCACGAUGAUACCUCAAGUUAUCUUGAUCCAUGUUUUGCAGUGGAUGAAACUGAAAAUAAAAGUUCAUCUAAGGAAUCCAGUUCAAGUAAUUCCUCGAACUUUGACCUUGUCAUUCCAGAUCAUGCAGGAUAUCUCAAUCCCUACCAACCUCUUCGUGAAAGGCAACUAAUAUCAGAUGGCUAUGAAGUUACGGUUCAUGUUCAUAAAAAUUCCGAGAGUUCGUCUGGAUCCGAGUCGUCGGAAGAAAGGAGUUCUAGUUAUAAAUAUUCUCACGUUUAUCAACAAUUGCAAAAAGAUCAAAGUUUUAAUAAACAUGAAUAUGAAAAGGCAACAAAAACGAAUGAAAUGUAUAUUGAUUUAAACGAGAAAACUGAGAUACAGGACUGUGGAAAUAAAGUAUGUACUGACAGUGAGGACAAAGAGUCCAACAAUUUGCUAAAUAAAACAGAAACCGAUGGAAUAAAUAAUGGAAAAGGAUUGUUAAAUGAACAAACAAUAGGGGAUGCUUGUAGUGGAAUUUCAGAGAAAUCACUAAAUGAAGACAACGAUAACCUUGACUACACUGAUAAAUCACUAAACACAGAUAAAAAUCAAAUGGUUUAUGCCGGGGAGUGCGACGAACACGUUCAACAUUUCGAUAUUGUGACUGAUUAUUUAGAUAUGCAAGAUCCUGUAAAUACAGGAACAAUAUAACCAACAGCCAGAUCUACGUUUUAUUUAUCAUCACAUUUUCAUGAUAAGACAAAUUAAAAUGUAUCGUUGUGUUAUACACUGUAAACCGUAUCAUACCUUGAUGUAACAUCAACUUUUAUAAAGGACAUUUUAUGUUGUUUAUUAAUGUAAAGAUUUAAAGGUAAUAUAAUCCUUUAUGAAAUUGAGUUGCAAAAAUCCAUUAAACUGACUGUUCAGUUGUGUCAUUUGUAUGUAUGACAUCUACGUUACUUUAGACUGAUAUAUAUCAUUUAAGCAUAUCAUGGCGUUUGAAUAGAUUUGAAGAGCAAACAUACCUAAUCACCUAUUUAAAAACUCACAGAAAAGUAAAAUCAAAUCAUUUAUUUCAGCAAAAUUU